Messenger RNA from Penicillium cataractarum, 441 nucleotides. RefSeq lists its product as uncharacterized. The record is from RefSeq and is a predicted model, not a curated record. NCBI's taxonomy places the organism in Eukaryota, Fungi, Ascomycota, Eurotiomycetes, Eurotiales, Aspergillaceae. The transcript has a single exon. Bases 1 to 441 code for a protein of 146 amino acids.
AUGAAAUACAGUGGCUCUCUAAAGGACUUUUCGAGCCUGAGACGAUUGAGCUUGAAUAUCGAUAUGUUGUUAUAUCUUGCUGGGGGCGUAGGAGUUGGAUACGCCGUGGGAAAGAGUAAGAUCUCGCUUGUUGAGAGUCUUCCGGCUAGUCUUGAAUAUCUGUGUAUUCGGGAUUACAAGAAGGGGAAGAACGCACGGCAUGAUGAGGAGAUGGAUGCACUCAAGGAGGCGUUUGAGUCUGGAUCUCUUCGUUUGAAGACCGUGAAGGGUUUUGAGAUAAUUUCUAGCGCGACGAGUGUGGGUCUACCGAGUGAUACUAUGUACCAGCUGAGUGAAGUCUUUUGGGGUUUGAGUGAUGCUGAAUAUGAAACGGAUGAUGAAUAUGAAACGGAUGAUGCUAGUGAAGAGAGAGAGCUAGAAGAACGGAACAGAGAUUUGUGA